Molecule: messenger RNA, 1503 nt
Organism: Megalops cyprinoides (Indo-Pacific tarpon)
Lineage: Eukaryota; Metazoa; Chordata; Actinopteri; Elopiformes; Megalopidae
Product: olfactomedin-4
Exons: 5
Coding region: 1-1371 (456 amino acids)
Biological process (GO): signal transduction
Source: RefSeq, a predicted model, not a curated record
AUGCCUCUGACACUGCUGUUGUGGUCGCUGCUGCCCCUGCUGUGCCUGUUGACUGAGUGUGAGGGCACACAACGAGUGCAAGGCCAGCAGACGGUGGAUUCGUGCUUGUGUGAAGUGAACGCCACACUCUGGGACUUUCCUGCUCAGACGUUUGAGAACGUGUCCGAAACAGUGCAGACCUGCAGAGACUCCCUGGAGAGGCUGCAGGCGCAGGUGCUGCUGACAGAUCGGAAGAUGCCGAAGAUCACGGCCACUGUGAAAAAUAUAACAGACCGCCUGCAUGCAUUCCAGUAUCUGAACUCCAACAGCCUGUACCAUGCCCUGCACCUGCGCCAGCUGAACCAGGAGCUAGAGGAGCUGGAGAACGACAUCAAGACCACCCAUCGCUCCGCCCCAACUGUUCAAACUAAGGGUCUGACCCAAGAGGUAAGUAAGGUGCGUGACGAGGUGAAGGAUAUGCAAAAAAAGAACGUCUUCAACCUGGAAACGGUGAGAGAAAACCUGCGCUCCAUGAGAAACCGCCUGGAGACCUGCAGGACCAUCCACAGCCAGUUCAGAAGCAACUGCUCACAGCGCCUCAUGACCAAUGUCAGCUCCCCCGUGGUCACCAAGCUCAACCCCUAUGGCAAGUCCUACCCGUCUGGCUCCUGGGGUCGCGAGACCAAGCCGGACAGCCCAGAGAGCUACUGGGUCCAGCCCCUGGUGAGCAGCAGCAAGCACGGCAACGUGGUGCGCCGCUACCACUCCUACGAGGACUUCAUGGCCUCCAAGAACCACCAGGACGUGUCGGUGGCGUCCUCUUACACCUCCUCCAACGCCAUCCAAGGGCCGGGCAGCCUGCUGUACGGAGAGGCCAUGUACUACCAGUGCUACAACACAGGGGAGCUGUGCCGCUACGACAUGCGAACGCACGGUGUCACGCGCAAACUGCUGCCCGAAGCCGGCUUCAGCAACCAGUUCCCCUACUGCUACUACAGCUGCCGCGACUGGACCGACAUCGACCUGUCGGCCGACGAGAUGGGCCUGUGGGUGCUCUACGCCACGCAGCGCAGCCACGGCAACCUGCUGGUGAGCAGGCUGGACGCCGAGUCGCUCAACGUCACCAACACCUGGACCACGCGCCUCUUCAAAAAGGCGGCCACCAACGCCUUCAUGGUGUGCGGCGUGCUCUACGCCACCCGCUUCGACAGCCGCUACCGCGAGGAGGUCUUCUACGCCUUCGACACCAACACCGGGAAGGAGGACAACACCCUCUCCAUUCCCCUGGAAAAGGUGGGAGACGGCGUGGCCAACCUGCACUACAACCCCGUCGACCGCAUGCUCUACAUGUACAACGACUAUUACCUGAUGUCCUACAGACCCUACUUCUAGGGGUCGCUGCUUCUUCCAUGUGGCCAUUAUAAGAGAGCUUUAUUGUCAUUUACCAGAAUAACAAAAUUAAAGUUUUUUUUAAGAUGCAAUUGUACUCAAAGAUAUAAUAUUGUAUUCAAAUAAAGAAAUACA